This is a messenger RNA of Limulus polyphemus (Atlantic horseshoe crab), 1346 nucleotides long. Its product is annotated as annexin-B12-like. Lineage: Eukaryota; Metazoa; Arthropoda; Merostomata; Xiphosura; Limulidae. The transcript is spliced from 9 exons. Gene Ontology annotation, cellular component: cytoplasm. Gene Ontology annotation, molecular function: calcium-dependent phospholipid binding; calcium ion binding. The record is from RefSeq and is a predicted model, not a curated record. The annotation marks the transcript as partial.
GGGCAAGCAACGCUCAGACCAAGCAAGUCAUUCGAUCCAGUGGGAGACGCUGCUACAUUAAAGAGUUGUAUGGUAGGAUUAGGAACAGAUGAACAGCCAAUGAUAGAUAUAUUAGCACAUCGUACCAAUUCUGAAAGACAAGAGAUUUCCUCUUCUUACAAAACUCAGUUUGAACAGGAACUUAUUGAUGACUUACGAAAUGAAUUAAGUGGUGACUUUGAGAGUACUCUUGUAGCCCUUCUGACUCCUAUAGCUGACUUUUUGGCCACGGAACUAAACGCUUUAUCAGGGCUUGAAACGAAAGAAGACCAUUUAAUUGAAAUGCUUUGUACAAGAUGUAAUGACGAAGUUGUAACGAUCAUUGAAGCAUAUGAAAGAUAUUUAACAAAGACUGAACGAGAAGAGGAUCCGGCUGAUCCUGAACAAGCAAUCAUAGAUGCAGAGGCCCUACAAAGUAAUAUGAAGGAUUUGGGAACAGAAAACUGUGCUUUAAAUUCUAUCAUGUCCUCCCGAAGCUACGAUCAUCUGCGCAUGGUAUUCUGGGAGUACAAACGGCUUACUGGUCAGUCCAUCUUGUCUGCUAUCGACAGCGAACUGUCCGGAGAUUUGAGGGCAGGAAUGCUUUCGUUUGUGAAAUGUGUGGAGAACAUGCCACGUUAUUUUGCAGAAAAACUUCAUCAGGCUAUACAGGGCGUAGGCACAGACGAUCAGGUUCUUAUUCGUAUUGUCGCCACCCGCUGUGAAAUUGAUAUGAAGAAGAUAAAACGUCAAUACCAAAAAUUGUACCAGAAUUCGCUGGAAGAAGCGAUCGUUAAUGACACUUCUGGAAACUACCGAACACUCUUGGUCACGCUUAUUGAAGAUAUGUGAAAAUAUCGCUGAAGACCACUACAUUCCAUACUUAAAGGAAACAUUUCACAAUCCAUUAUUAAAAAUCCAGCUGAUGCUAUCUUUGUAACAACUUUCGGCGAUUUCGUGAUCUAACUAUAAAUCCGUUUCAGAUUUUCUUUUUAAUUACUGUUUUAACUUUUCUUCGGUAGUUCGUAUAUUGUUUCAUAAUUUUGCUUAGGUUUGUUUGAAUUUGUGUUUUUCUUUGGCUGUAUAACUUAACGUUAUUUUUUCUCUAAUAUUUUUAUAGAAAUUUUGAAGAAUAUUUAUGAAUUUGAGUAGAAAUUAAGAGUUCUACUAACGUGUAAACGUCCAGGUUUUUCAGAACUUGGUAGUUAGUAAUAAUCAAACUUGCUUAAAUGUUAUUGCGUUAGUAUAUACCAUUGUAAUAAAAUAUAUUUGAAGUACCCUACAAAUGUGAAUUUCACCUAAUAACCUAAUUUUCACAAUGACAAACG